AUGGUUUCCAAACGUAAGCGGCCUAACAUGGCGCUCAUGCAAGACGAUAUAAACACCGGGGAGCAAGCAACACCGGACACCCCUUCUUUUGCGCCGCGCCGGUCUGGGAGGAAGCUGCAGCACACAGGCUAUGGACUUUGUCCUGAUGCCAACGCGGCGGGCAUGGAGAAAUCAUCGUCCGAAGGCGUCCGCUCCAAAGUUAAGCAGCAGAAGAGCAAUGGCCGGAAGGGUGUCGAUGUUGCCUUGGAUGGCCUCAAAGAAAUGGAGGACAGCUUGAAGGACGCUGUCAAACGACAGAAGCUGGCCGUCAAGUCGAGCUCGGUCAUUAGCAGUCACGACUCGACUGCAGAAGAUGCAAUAUUCAUGCCUCGACCCUUGAAACCUUCCCCGGAUGUCAUAGGGGCCGGCCGGGGAAAGAAGAAGACGGCAAGCGGUAAUGUGGAUCCCAGCACACAAGGCAAGAGCCCAAAUGGCAAGCCAGACGAGCUGGUGCAUGAUCGGGACGGCCCAGCCGCUGACGAAACCGGACCUGUGGAUGUCGCUACUUUUAAGCAGGAAGGCGCGAGACAGCCGCCGGUGAAUAGUGACUAUCUACCAUUGCCGUGGAAGGGCAGAUUAGGAUAUGCAUGCCUCAAUACGUAUCUCCGCCUCUCAAAUCCUCCAGUGUUUAGUUCUCGAACCUGUAGGAUAUCCUCUAUCCUAGAGCAUCGUCAUCCUCUUCAAGAUCCUGCGCAGCCGGAACAUGCAACCAAGAACCGCCCAGACAAGUCCAAGCCGGCGGACGCAGCAAGGGGUCAGAAGUACGUUGAAGCGUUGGGAUUGGCCAAUGCGCGAGAUAUUGUGAAGAUGAUUCGAUGGAACGACAAGUAUGGCAUCAAGUUCAUGCGCCUAAGUUCAGAAAUGUUUCCAUUCGCCAGCCACGAAGACUACGGCUACAAGUUGGCCCCGUUCGCCUCAGCGGUGUUGGCUGAAGCAGGCAAGGGGGCAGGUGAACUGGGGCAUCGACUGACCACACAUCCUGGUCAAUUCACUCAACUUGGAUCACCACGCCCGGAAGUUGUCAGAAAUGCUAUUCGCGAUCUUGAGUAUCACAAUGAACUCCUGUCGCUUCUACGUCUCCCUGAGCAACAAAAUAAGGAUGCCGUCAUGGUUUUGCAUAUGGGUGGCACCUUCGGUGACAAGGCUGCAACACUCAAAAGAUUUCGAGAAAACUACGCCAAACUCUCCCAAGGCAUCAAGGCGAGGCUGGUUCUUGAAAAUGAUGAUGUGUCCUGGACGGUGCACGACUUACUCCCCAUUUGCGAGGAGUUGAACAUUCCUAUGGUAUUGGACUUUCAUCAUCACAACAUCCUCUUUGAUCCAGAUAAAGUGCGAGAAGGGACCAAAGAUAUCAUGGAGCUGUUCCCUCGGAUCAAGGCCACUUGGGAUAGGAAGGGAAUUACACAGAAGAUGCACUACAGCGAGCCAUGCGCUGAAGCGGUGACUGGACGGCAACGACGGAAGCAUAGCGCGAGAGUCAUGACACUGCCUCCUUGUGCUAAUGAUAUGGAUCUUAUGAUCGAGGCAAAGGACAAAGAACAAGCUGUGUUUAAUCUGAUGCGAAACUAUCGACUACCUGGCUGGGACAAAUGUAACGACAUCGUGCCUUAUGAGAGGGACGAUGAAAACCGCCCUGCGCCGAAAACUCCGAAAAAGAAGAAACUGAAGAGUAAAAAGGCGGGCGACGACAAUGACGUGGACGAAGACACUAUCAUGGAGGAGCCCAUGACUCACCAGGAUGUUCCGUCUGAGGAAGUCGGCAUGGGCGGUCCAAACAGACGCGUGUUCUGGCCUGUUGGCAUGGAGGAGUGGCUACGGCCUAAGAAGCGUGAAGUGAAGAAGGUAGAGGUUGAGGAUAUUAAGACUUAG
This is a messenger RNA of Pseudomassariella vexata, 1908 nucleotides long. Its product is annotated as UV-damage endonuclease. Bases 1 to 1908 code for a protein of 635 amino acids. Gene Ontology annotation, biological process: nucleotide-excision repair; mitochondrial DNA repair; response to UV. The transcript has 3 exons. NCBI's taxonomy places the organism in Eukaryota, Fungi, Ascomycota, Sordariomycetes, Amphisphaeriales, Pseudomassariaceae. Gene Ontology annotation, molecular function: endonuclease activity. Gene Ontology annotation, cellular component: nucleus; mitochondrion. The record is from RefSeq and is a predicted model, not a curated record.